Prunus avium (sweet cherry) is the source of this 633-nucleotide messenger RNA. RefSeq lists its product as uncharacterized. Gene Ontology annotation, molecular function: nucleic acid binding; zinc ion binding. Lineage: Eukaryota; Viridiplantae; Streptophyta; Magnoliopsida; Rosales; Rosaceae. Gene Ontology annotation, cellular component: RNA polymerase III complex. Gene Ontology annotation, biological process: DNA-templated transcription; termination of RNA polymerase III transcription. The record is from RefSeq and is a predicted model, not a curated record.
UUACUAAAAUUAAACCUCAAGGCACCGUCUCUUCAUCAAAUUAAAAGACGACGACUGAGACUGAGAUUAGGGUUUCACGCAAAGCCCUGCCAAGUUCACUGGGUCGAACCGAUUUCCUCUGAAUCCGUGGAAAGAAUUGCAGAGAGAGACUUCUUGUUUGAAACUUUAGGAAAUGGAGUUCUGCCCGAGUUGUGCAAAUAUGCUGCAGUAUGAGCUGCCGAACAUGCACGAUGCAAGAUUCUUCUGUCCAACUUGCCCCUAUGUGGCAUACGUCGAUAGGAAGGUUAAGAUCAAGAGAAGGCAACAUCUAGUUAAAAAAGAAAUCCAACCCAUCUUUACCCUGGAUGACUAUAAGAAUGCACCCAAAAUUGAAGAACCAUGCCCAAGAUGUGGAUUUCCUGAGGCAGCUUACAGGACACAGCAAACGCGAUCUGCUGAUGAAGCAGAAACAAGAUUUUUCAGGUGUAUGAACAACAACUGCGGACACACUUGGGUUGAUUACUCUUAGAAGGAGAUCUUUGUGUUCGUAGAGUUGUGAUCCGUUUUACUUGCUCCAGUUUUGAGUUUUGGCAAAACUGUGAGGUGACAUUGUGGAUUGCCUCAACAAAGGGAAAUAAUACUUAAUUAUUCAUA